Molecule: messenger RNA, 1357 nt
Organism: Gastrolobium bilobum
Lineage: Eukaryota; Viridiplantae; Streptophyta; Magnoliopsida; Fabales; Fabaceae
Product: transcription factor bHLH121-like
Exons: 5
Coding region: 25-969 (314 amino acids)
Biological process (GO): intracellular iron ion homeostasis
Molecular function (GO): DNA-binding transcription factor activity; protein dimerization activity
Source: RefSeq, a predicted model, not a curated record
GCAAGCAUCGCAUACCUCACCUGAAUGCAAAAAAUGGAUCAGUGGAAGCCGCAAGACUUAUCCAAAACUGCAUCUGCUGCAGCAGAUUCUGCCCCUCAACCCGUCACUGUCACCUCUAACCGCUUCCACAACAACUCCAACCAACAAAUUGUGAGGGAGAGGGUUCAUGAGGAUCCUAGUGCUGCAAGAAAAGUUCAGAAAGCAGACCGCGAGAAAUUGAGGAGGGGUCGACUAAAUGAUCAGUUCCAUGAACUGGGAAACACGUUAGAUCCUGAUAGACCAAGGAAUGACAAGGCAACUAUCCUUAAUGAGACAAUCCAAAUGAUUAAGGACUUAAGUGCCCAAGUUAAUAGACUGAAAAUGGAGCAUAAAGCACUUUCUGAAGAGUCACGUGAACUAAUGCAAGAAAAGAAUGAACUCAGAGAAGAGAAGGCCUCCUUGAAAUCUGAUAUAGAAAAUCUGAAUACCCAGUAUCAGCAGAGAGUUAGAACCAUGUUCCCAUGGACUUCAAUUGACCAUUCUGUUGUUAUGAGUUCACCUUAUUCAUAUCCAGUUCCUAUACCCAUCCCUUCAGCUCCAAUUUCCAUUCACCCAUCUCUUCAACCUUUUCCUAUCUUUGGAAAUCAAUAUGUCCCAUUCUCAGCUCCAGCUAACCCCCCAGUUGAGUAUGCUUCCACGUCGUCCCACGUGUCUACCCAAAUUGAAUCCGGAAGCAAGUCACCCGGUCAUAGAAGGCCUGGUGAUGCCAAAAGAUGUAGUGAGUCUCACGAAGUGGCUACAGAGCUUGAACUUAAGAUGCCCGGAUCAUCAGCAGAUCAGAGUUGCACUUCUGGAGGAAGGAAGGGCAAGCAUUCAGUAAUGGAGGAUAGAGUUGUUAUCGAUGAGAGUGCUUCAAGCCGGUAUUCUCCAUCUCAAGGACUUCAAGAUAGCUCCAGCAGCGUGGGUGAUAUUCCAAAGCCUGAUAAUUAAUAAUUUGGAUUCUUGUACUAUUUGACCACAUCAUACAGGCCACAUAUAUUUCUACAAACACUCUCACAUAGCUGUUUCCAAUUGAUAGUUGUUCUUGGGUCUGAGUAUGAUUUGGCAAUAGGUUCUAUUAUUUCUAAAACAAAAUGAUCUAUGGAACAGUUCUUCCCCUGAAAAUUUACAGUGGAGCUGGGAUCUUGCCAAGUGUCGUUUCUAUGCUACCUUUGGCAGCUGAUAGGUGGUGCUUAGUCCAGAUGUAUGUAUUCUAGGCUUAACUACAAAGUUGUCAUAACCCCUUUAUGUACACACAAUAACCUAUCUUUGAGCCAUUUGAGUGCUUAAGAACCUUCCAAACCAUGUAAUAUAGAUCAGCAUAUGCAUACUGUACAUU